AAGCAGAGCCCUGUGCCCAGAGUUGAGGUGUCCAUCGGAUGGGAAGAUGGCUGAUGCGCAGAACAUUUCGCUAGACAGCCCAGGGAGCGUGGGGGCCGUGGUGGUACCCGUGGUGUUCUCCCUCAUCUUCCUGCUGGGCACUGUGGGCAAUGGGCUGGUGCUGGCCGUGCUGUUGCAGCCCAGCCCCAGUGCCUGGCAGGAGCCGGGCAGCACUACGGACCUGUUCAUCCUCAACCUAGCAGUGGCCGACCUCUGCUUCAUCCUGUGCUGCGUGCCCUUCCAGGCCGCCAUCUACACGCUGGACGCCUGGCUCUUCGGGGCCCUCGUCUGCAAGGCUGUGCACCUGCUCAUCUACCUCACCAUGUAUGCCAGCAGCUUCACACUGGCCGCCGUCUCUGUGGACAGGUACCUGGCCGUGCGGCACCCACUGCGCUCGCGGGCCCUACGCACGCCGCGCCACGCCCGCGCCGCCGUGGGCCUCGUGUGGCUGCUGGCGGCGCUCUUCUCGGCGCCCUACCUCAGCUACUACGGCACCGUGCGCUACGGCGCGCUCGAGCUCUGCGUGCCCGCCUGGGAGGACGCGCGCCGGCGCGCCCUCGACGUGGCCACCUUCGCCGCCGGCUACCUGCUGCCGGUGGCCGUGGUGAGCCUGGCCUACGCGCGCACGCUGCGCUUCCUGUGGGCGGCCGUGGGCCCCGCGGGCGCCGCGAUGGCCGAGGCCCGGCGCAGAGCCACGGGCCGCGCGGGGCGCGCCAUGCUGGCGGUGGCCGCGCUCUACGCCCUCUGCUGGGGCCCGCACCACGCGCUCAUCCUCUGCUUCUGGUUCGGCCGCUUCGCCUUCAGCCCGGCCACCUACGCCUGCCGCCUGGCCUCGCACUGCCUCGCCUACGCCAACUCCUGCCUCAACCCGCUCGUCUACGCGCUCGCCUCGCGCCACUUCCGCGCGCGCCUCCGCCGCCUUUGGCCCUGUGGCCGCCGCCACCGCCACCGCCACCGCCGCGUCGGGGCUCCCCCGGGUGCCCGUCGCCGCGUCCGCCCCGCCGCCUGCCCCGGGGACGCCCGGCCUCGCGGGAAGCUGCCGGCGGGCGGCAGCCGGGCUGACGAUCCGGGGGAAGGGCCCGCCCGCGCCUUAGAGGCUGGACCACGAGCCCCGUCUGCCCCAGGACCGGAAUGA
This is a messenger RNA of Lontra canadensis (Northern American river otter), 1174 nucleotides long. RefSeq names its product galanin receptor 3 (gene GALR3). Gene Ontology annotation, molecular function: galanin receptor activity. The record is from RefSeq and is a predicted model, not a curated record. Gene Ontology annotation, cellular component: membrane. Bases 47 to 1174 code for a protein of 375 amino acids. Gene Ontology annotation, biological process: neuropeptide signaling pathway; adenylate cyclase-modulating G protein-coupled receptor signaling pathway; negative regulation of adenylate cyclase activity. The transcript has 3 exons. Lineage: Eukaryota; Metazoa; Chordata; Mammalia; Carnivora; Mustelidae.